UAAACAAACUCUACACUGAAAUAAAGCUUCCUGCAUACUAAAUGACGACUUGAAGCAAAGCAUGUUCAGGUCAUUUUGUAAAGAACAUAUGCUUUUUACAUUCAUUUCUUUAUUCCUUCUUCCAUGUCUGUGUUUCCUUCCUUUAUUCCCCUCAAAAGUUUGAAUUUUUCACUAAACAAACCCUUAAUCCUAAGAGGGUCUCUAGCAAAUUAUGCAGGAUGUUGCAGCAACCAGUGGAGACUUAAAAACACAGAAGAAUCCAGGGAUUGCAGAAAUUAAAGAAGCUGAGAUAACACACGAAGAAGUUAAGGAGACUAACAAUUUAGAUACUAAAUGCGGAGAAAAAACAGAGAAAGGUAGUGAAGUUGUAAUAAAUAUUGAUGACAAAUUAGAGAGUGAUGACGAAAAUCAGGGAACAGAAAAAGUAUGCCGAAUAUGUCAUUUGAAUGAGGAUCAAUCCAUGGAAAUGUUGGAGCUGGGUUGUGAUUGUAAAGCUGAGCUUGGUGUUUGUCAUCGCCAUUGUGCUGAAGCCUGGUUCAAUCAGAGAGGCAACAGAUCAUGCGAAAUAUGUGGGAAGACAGCCAAAAAUGUGGAAACAAGAACAUUACCAGAGACGCAAAACAGAAUAAUGGUGGUAGAAUGGAACCACAGGGCAAUAGAGGCCAGAAGAAGUUCAUAUAUAUCCAAUUCCUCUGCUACACACAAUGAUUGUAGAUGGAGAUGUCAACAAUCUUGCUGUAAUUUCCUUCUUGCUUGCUUUGUCGUUGCCUUUACUCUCCCAUGGUUUUUCCGACUUAAUUUACCUUAAUACACACUCAAAUAUCUCUGUUCAUGGGUAAUACAUAAAACAGUACUACUAGGCUAAAACUAUUAGCCAACUAUACUCCUAUCGCCACACCAAAGGAAAUAAUUCACAGGUGUAUUUGGUGCGACGGAAGUCAUUUCUCAUGAAAACAUUUUUCAUGAUGUGGUCAUUUUCUAGUACUUGGUUACCGUAACAUUUUCAUAUCACAAUCAUCGAUAUAUACUCUGAUUAAAUUUGACAGCUCAAGGCAACACAGCCAAUUUGAUGCACCUUCCACAACAAUUCAUAUGUGAAUUGCAUAAUGUAUACAUAAAGAAUAAGGUAAAGAAGCACAAGUUAUUGAGCACCGUUUGCGGUGUUCAGGGAGAAUGAACUUUUUUUCAUCUAAAAGUAAUGACGCUAAGGCUAAACCAGGGAAACAAAUAAGCAGUAUAUCAUGGAAGUUGUAAUGCUAACAUAGAAUGUCUUUUUGCAUCUAAAAGCAAUGACACCUACCAGGAAAACAAUAAGAACCAUAUCAUAAACGAUUAAUAUAUAAAAAGAGAGAUUAUUAU
Messenger RNA from Lycium ferocissimum, 1359 nucleotides. RefSeq lists its product as uncharacterized. Lineage: Eukaryota; Viridiplantae; Streptophyta; Magnoliopsida; Solanales; Solanaceae. The transcript has 2 exons. The record is from RefSeq and is a predicted model, not a curated record. The coding region runs from base 212 to 808 and encodes 198 amino acids. Gene Ontology annotation, molecular function: zinc ion binding.